Messenger RNA from Triplophysa dalaica, 3460 nucleotides. RefSeq names its product acyl-CoA synthetase long chain family member 1b (gene acsl1b). The record is from RefSeq and is a predicted model, not a curated record. Gene Ontology annotation, molecular function: arachidonate-CoA ligase activity. Gene Ontology annotation, cellular component: membrane; endoplasmic reticulum. Lineage: Eukaryota; Metazoa; Chordata; Actinopteri; Cypriniformes; Nemacheilidae. The transcript has 21 exons. The coding region runs from base 160 to 2253 and encodes 697 amino acids. Gene Ontology annotation, biological process: very long-chain fatty acid metabolic process; long-chain fatty-acyl-CoA biosynthetic process; long-chain fatty acid metabolic process.
CAAUAAGGGGCCGGAGUGGGUCCGAGUCAUUGUUGCACAUAAAACUCAUCCUGUAGUUCAUCCCACUUGAACCGGGUUAGUUCACCUUCCCCUUGCAUUGGUUCUGCAGGCACAGCUCAGACCUCAUUCCGCUCCUCACAGAUUGAGCAGGUGACAGUCAUGCAGACUCACGAGCUGUUGAAGCAGCUGAGGGUCCCGGAGCUGGCCGAGGUGAGGGACUACAUCCGCAGUCUCUCCACCAACACGCUCAUCGGCAUGGGUGCCUUCACCGCUGUCACGGCUUACUGGUUUGCCACCAGACCCAAAGCCCUGAAAGCGCCCUGUGACCUGCGCAUGCAGUCCCUGGAGCUGCCGGGUGGGGAGUUUGCUCGGCGGGCGGCCAUUUUAAACGGAGGCGAGCUUUUGAGCCAUUACUUCGAAGAUGCCAAGACCUUGUACGAGUUCUUCCAGAGGGGCAUGAGGGUGUCCGGCAAUGGCCCGUGCCUGGGCUCCAGAAAACCAAAGAAGCCUUAUGAAUGGCUUUCUUAUGCAGAGGUGGUCGAGCGAGCCGAGCAUUUGGGCUCUGUGUUUCUUCACAAAGGACACUCCAAAGACGGAGACCCUUACAUCGGCAUCUUCUCCCAGAACAGACCAGAGUGGACCAUUUCAGAACUGGCGUGUUACACCUACUCUCUGAUCUCCGUUCCUCUCUACGACACGCUGGGCACGGAGGCCAUAAGUUACAUCAUCGACAAGGCUUGUAUCGCUACGGUGGUGUGUGAUGUUCCGGAGAAGGCCAGACUGCUGUUGGACUGCGUGUCCGGCCGUCAGCACUCGGUCAAAACUGUGAUUCUCAUUGAAGACUUUGAUUCAGAGCUUGUGAGCAGAGGACAGCAGUGCGGCGUCGACAUCAUCAGUCUGAAGGACGCGGAGAGUAUUGGCAGAGCUCAUCGCCAGCAGCCUGUGCCUCCCAAGCCUGAUGAUUUGGCUAUUAUCUGUUUUACAAGUGGAACUACAGGAAAUCCUAAGGGGGCAAUGCUCACCCACAGAAACAUUGUGUCCAACACUUCUGCUUUCAUUAUGGUCACACAGAGUAAUUGUCCCCUCGGGCCUCAGGAUGUGCACAUCUCUUACCUGCCCCUGGCCCACAUGUUUGAGAGAGUCGUACAGGGUGUGGUCUUGGCACACGGUGCUCGUAUUGGAUACUUUCAGGGUGACAUUCGGGCCUUGAUGGAUGACCUCACGACCCUGAAGCCCACUGUUUUCCCUGUGGUUCCCCGUUUACUGAAUCGCAUGUUCGAUAAGAUCUAUGGGCAGGCCAACACUCCUCUGAAGAGACGCAUUCUGGAGUUUGCGUUCAGAAGAAAAGAGGCCGAGAUGAAGAGCGGGAUUAUGAGACGAGACAGUCUGUGGGACAAGAUCAUCUUCAAGAAAGUCCAGGCCAGUGUUGGAGGUCAAGUAAGAAUGAUGUUGACCGGAGCUGCACCCAUUUCAGCCCCCGUUCUCACCUUCCUAAGAGCUGCACUGGGCUGUCAGUUUUAUGAAGGUUACGGGCAGACUGAAUGCACCGCGGGCAGCACAACCACAGUACCAGGAGACUGGACGGCAGGUCAUGUGGGAGCUCCUCUUCCCUGUAAUGACAUCAAACUGGUGGAUGUGGCCGAGAUGAAUUAUUACGCCAGUAAUGGCGAGGGAGAGGUGUGCGUGCGGGGUCCAAAUGUGUUUCUGGGAUAUUUGAAAGAUCCAGAGAAGACUAAAGAGACUCUCCAUGAAGACGGCUGGGUCCACACAGGAGACAUCGGCAGGUGGCUGCCGAAUGGCACUUUGAAGAUCGUGGACCGUAAGAAGCACAUUUUUAAGCUGGCACAGGGAGAAUACAUCGCCCCAGAGAAGAUUGAGAAUAUUUACAUCAGGAGUGAAGCUGUAGUGCAGGCCUUCGUACAUGGAGACAGCCUGCAGGCAUGUCUGGUCGCCAUCCUAGUUCCUGACCCAGACUUUCUACCUGGCUGGGCUAAAAAGAGAGGGUUUGAGGGAUCGUUUGAAGAAUUGUGCAGAAAUAAGGAUGUGAAGAAAGCCAUUCUGGAAGACCUUGUGAAACUGGGUAAAGAAAGUGGCCUCAAGUCUUUUGAACAGGUGAAGGACAUCGCUCUGCACACUGAGAUGUUCUCCGUUCAAAACGGUCUUCUGACGCCCACCCUCAAAGCCAAACGUGCUGAGCUCAGGAACUGCUUCAGGAAACAGAUCGAUGAGCUUUACUCCGGCAUUAAAAUGUAAAACGUUCACUCCGGUGCUGACUGAACUUGAGCUGACAGAACUGAUACAGACUCGCAGACUUUAGACUUGAUUCUACACUGACUUCAGUUGUAUGCACACUUGUGAGUAAGAUGAUAUAUACUAGAUCAGGCCUGUCUCUUGAACAGCUUUAUCAGAUGGUUCACAUCUCCUUUGAUGAUAGGCCCUGGCGGAUUAAAAUAUCCCAGAGUUUUGACUUUUUGACUAUUUUAAAAUGAAGGGAAUGUGCCAACGCCUAACAUUAAAAUGUAAAAGUUUGUGGCCUUAUUCUAUGGAAAUAUUGUUCUUAUUGGACAUGUUUGAUAUUAACACAUGCAGUGGUACGAUGCAAUGGUCUUGUGUGUGUGUGCGUUAUUUGAUAUCGUCUCAGGGAAAAAUGUGCCUUAUUGGAUAUCAACUGCCUUUGAGUUUUAUUCAGGAGAGAGAAAAACACGGCAUACACGCAUCAUUUCACCUUACAAAGCCAGCUAUACCUCAGAAUCAAUAUGUGGAGAGUGGGACAGUUUCAGUUUUGUCUUCUAGUUUGGUUUUAUUAACUUUUUGUUCGUCCUGAAUGCAUCGCUAUUAAAACAUAAGGACAAUUUUUUGUUAUUGGUAAACAGCCAUUGAGUUUAAACACAGCCUCGGGGAAAUAUCCUGAACUAUGAAUACACUGUGUACUUAUGUCAUCAUUUGUUCAUGAAAUAUUUAAAAGAGAACCAUCUUUAUUGUUGGCUUUAAAUUAAAAAGUGAGCUUAAUGUUAACAAAUCUACAAUUGUUUGUCACACAAGUACUUAUUUAUGUGAAAACUUAAUGUAAAAUAAUUUUAUGGUGUAUUUUUAAAUUGUAAUACCAUGCGAGUGUGACAUUAUUUUGCAGUGAUUUUCUGCAUCACAGAAUACAGGAGCCUUUUGACCGUGUCCUGAUGUUUCAUUCAUGUUUUCUGCUUUACUCAUUCACUGUAAUAUUCUCUUGAUUUUUAAUAUUGUAUAUUUGACUCAAAGCUUUAUCAUUUCUGUUAUGUGUUCUGUAAUGAAGCCAAAUCAGUUUUCAUAAAAACGUGUGGCCUAAAACAUCAGUUGACUGCGAUUAAAUGUAAAUGAACAUUUUAAUUUUAAAUGCCACAUACAUUAAAAAAUGUUUGAAUGUGCAUUUUGCAUGUAAAAUAUGUAAAUGAUUGAUAUUAAAUGCAUUUCAUGAUUAAUGAAA